Tuber aestivum (summer truffle) is the source of this 2042-nucleotide messenger RNA. Lineage: Eukaryota; Fungi; Ascomycota; Pezizomycetes; Pezizales; Tuberaceae. The record is from the annotation of a GenBank genome assembly.
AACCACAAACACCAAACUCCUCUUUCUCAUGGCAUCUGAAACCCCUUCCUCAACUGCAUUGUCAACUACAACCGCCCCAUCGCUGGUGGCAGCACCAUCGUCAAAAACAUUGCCUCCCUCACCACCGGCACCGUCACCGCCAACAGCUUCGCCCUCUGGCUUCAACUACCCAUUUGCUGCUGCGCCCGACAUAAGUAAUACCUCACUCGGCCCAGCAAAUCCAUUCCAUAAACCUGGCAGAGUGCUGACGGGAAAUUCCUAGUCCGAUCCAACCAAAAAGAUGCCUUCUACCAAGGCGUUCUCCUGGAACAGCUCUCAACAAUUCUCCGCAAAGUAUAUGGUAAUCGUUCAUUUCUUUCCCCUGCCCUAAUUCGUCCUCUGCCGAUCGAAUCCGAACAGCGCAACUGAUCCUCACCAACAAAUAGGAGCCCGCAUCCUGCACAAGUACAGUCUCGAAACAAAAACGUUUACCGACCUACUCUACUACUCCCUCACAACGCUCCGUAAUGCCCGUACCCUCGGCGAAGAGUACUGCGACAUCUUGCACGUCGAGUCCUCAACCUCAAAAUUACCCGCUCUACGAUGCCGUCUAGGGUUUAUCCUAACCACCAUUCUGGUCCCCUACUUUAUAACCAAGUCCCUGCCACGCUUCCGCUCGCGGUUACGCCAGAAGCUUCAAUCUUCACUCUCUGCCCAACAGCUGGAUCUAAAACCAUCCACCUACGCCGUUCGUGUGAAAACUUACCUCCUAGAAAACCUUGAUGCCCUGACCUCCAGUGAGAAUCUCCUUGCCGUGCACUUGGGCCUCUUCUACUUCACGGGCGCCUACUACCAUUUAUCAAAGCGUAUCUGGGGCCUCCGUUAUAUCUUCACGAAGCGGCUCCUUCCGCACGAGCAGCGGGUCGGAUACGAGGUACUCGGACUCCUUCUAUUGGCGCAAUUAGUCACGCAGGGCUACUUUCACGUCUCCUCCACAUUUUCACGCUCCUCUGCUGCCACCCCAGAGGAGGGAAGCGUGAACCCACCCACAAAUGGGCCCGCCGGGGGAAUCGCGACGAACCCUGAUACCCAUGCUUCUGACACAGGUCGCGAUGGGCCGAAGUAUGACCUCGAGGACGAGAAGGUUAUGAGAUUUAUGAGUGGGGAUUCGGGCAGGAAAUGCACGCUUUGUCUGGAGAGUAUGAAGGAUCCUACAGCAACGGGCUGCGGGCAUGUGUUUUGUUGGGGCUGCAUUAGUGAGUGGUGUCGUAGCAAGGUAUUUAUACUAAUCCCCUGAUGAGGGCUGGUGGGGUUGUGCUGAUAACUUGAACAGCCCGAGUGUCCCUUGUGCAGACAGUCCGCACUCGUGCAGCAUUUACUCCCGCUGAGGUGCUGAUUUCCUCAUGCGCGGAUUCCUUUCCCCCCUCUUUUCCAUCAGGUAAUUUAUACGGUAGUGGGUUUAAUUGGCGGGAGCCCCGUUCUCUUGUUUUUAUAUAAAAAAAAGACAGGAAAAGUUUUGGAUAUAUCCCUCUUGAGUUUUAUCUGUUUUCUGAUAGUUUUUAUAUAUAUCAUACAUUUCUUUCCUUUUUUUUUUUAGGAGGGGGUGGCGCUGUUGCGGCCCUCUCGUUACCAUGAUCACCGCCAUCUUCCAAUUCGGGUUUGGGGCCUUCUUUUUUUCUGUUUGCGUUGUUACCCUCACAUGAAGAUUAUGGAAUGCAUACUGGAUAUCAGACGCAGCCGGUAAUUUACAUGGUAACUAGCUACGAUGAAGAUAUAAAAACCAACCCAUGGACCGCCCACCCACCCCGUACGCUCCACCAUCCCCCAAAUGCCAACGAGAUCCGGCAAUUCCGUUAAUGGCUGUUGAAAGCACAGAAACGCUUUUUCCGUCCGCCAGAUAUAUAUCACAAACCAACCCGAAAAAGGACCUCCUUCUGCUUCCCCUUCUUCUUCUUCCCACCCCCACUUCCAUUCCCAGCAUCCCCGCCAUACCCCUCCACAUCACUAACCUCUGCAGAUGCAACUCCACUUCCAGACCCAGCACUCCUCCCCCAAGGAUCACC